Molecule: messenger RNA, 4364 nt
Organism: Epinephelus fuscoguttatus (brown-marbled grouper)
Lineage: Eukaryota; Metazoa; Chordata; Actinopteri; Perciformes; Serranidae
Gene: st8sia2
Product: ST8 alpha-N-acetyl-neuraminide alpha-2,8-sialyltransferase 2
Exons: 6
Coding region: 480-1637 (385 amino acids)
Biological process (GO): N-glycan processing; oligosaccharide metabolic process
Molecular function (GO): alpha-N-acetylneuraminate alpha-2,8-sialyltransferase activity
Source: RefSeq, a predicted model, not a curated record
GAUAUGAGUCUACUUGUCUCCUGCACCUGCCUGCCUGACUCCACACUGCAGUCUUACACCUUCCUCUUUAGUGUGCCAACUAACACCUGGAGAGUGAAAUCAAACCGGCUGGUGUUAAAGAUGGAGCUGUUGGCCGCUGCGCCUUUAAGACUGCAUGUGGUCUACAUCUCGCUGCUCCCAUGGCAGGCUCUGUAGGUGCACGCUUUCAAAGUUUGACUGGGGAAUAGGGGGGGUAACAGUGGAGACGGCAGCAGCAUCGCCCCGCCGGGAAACAGACACCAGGAAAUUAUCAUCUGAGGAGAGACGGGUUUGGAAAAAGGACCGCAGCUCGCCUGGGAGUGUCCGACUCCGGCGAUAAGAACAAUGGGAGAGAUGGCUGAGCGGAUUUUCGAUUUCUAAAUGGGAAACACAAGAAGGUUAAUGUAACACAGUGUUUGCUGGAAGGAGGGACUCCCGGCUGCAGCCUGCCCCCCUCAGCCAUGCCGCUCGUAUUCCGCACGCUGUUGUUCGGCUUUGUAACGCUGCUGGUUGUGGUUUUGAUAAUUGAUGAUAUUGCAGAAGUGGAGGAAGAAACUGCAAAUGCUGGACAUUCAAAGAAGAUGAACUUGCACCAGCUCAUCCCUAAACCACAAAGAAAGGCUGCAGCACACGUGGAUCCAACGGCUCUGUCGAGAUUGAAAGAUGUAAAUCACCUCAGUCCGAGCUACAGUAACACCACAAGGCUCUCGUCAAACGGCUGGACCUUCAACAAGACCCUCUCCAACCUCAUCAGAAAGAAUAUUCUGAGAUUUCUUGAUCCGGAGAGAGACAUCUCGAUUCUGAAGGGCACGCUGAAACCAGGAGACAUCAUCCACUAUGUGUUUGAUCGCCACAGCACCACAAACAUCUCAGAGAAUCUCUACCGUCUUUUGCCAACUGUGUCCCCCAUGAAGAACCAACAUCACAGGCGCUGCGCCAUUGUGGGAAACUCUGGGAUCCUACUGAACAGCAGCUGUGGACCUGACAUCGACUCACACGACUUUGUUAUCAGGUGUAACCUGGCACCUGUGGAGGAGUACUCUCGGGACGUGGGGUGGCGGACCAACUUGGUAACCAUGAACCCUUCAGUGGUGCAGCGGGCCUUCCAGGACCUGGUCAGCCAAGAGUGGAGGGAUCGCUUCCUGCAGCGGCUUCAAAGCCUCAGUGGCAGCGUGCUGUGGAUCCCGGCCUUCAUGGCCAAGGGGGGAGAGGAGCGCGUGGAGUGGGCCCUUCGUCUCAUCCUGCUGCACACCGUGGACGUCCGCACCGCUUUCCCCUCGCUGCGCCUUCUCCACGCUGUCAGAGGGUACUGGCUGACCAACAAUGUCCACAUCAAGCGUCCGACCACAGGGCUCCUCAUGUACACGCUGGCCACCCGCUUCUGUGAGGAGAUCCACCUUUACGGCUUCUGGCCCUUCCCACUCGACCCACAGGGCAAACCGGUCAAAUACCACUACUACGAUACUCUAAAGUACGAGUACACGUCCAGCUCCAGCCCUCACACCAUGCCUUUGGAGUUCAGGACCCUGAGCGCGUUGCACAGACUGGGGGCACUCCGGCUCCACACCGGGGCCUGCGCUGCGGAGAGGAGACCGCAGAAGGAGCUCAAAAGCAAAUAGCUUAAAAUGAGCAUCUCCAUGGAAACCACUUUGAGACUGUGGACGAACAUUUUUCUUGUUAACGUACUUUUAUGAAACUUGAAUUAACUUAUUUUCAGUAAUUGGAAUGAACUUUUUCUAUUUCAGGCUCUUGUAGUGACUUCUUUCACUGGCGUGUUUUACCUUUAAUGAGAUUUCUAUGGCAACCUUUAAAAUAAUGAGACCCUUUUUCUGCUCUUCAUGAAGGCCCUGUCAUGUCCAUCUGUCGGCCCCUUUGUUUUCUUAAAGAGACCAUUUUAAAAGUCUGUCCGGGUUUCUAGUACAGUUGUAAGUUACAAAUGAAGGUUUCAGAACACCUAUUUGUGUUUUCAAAAUUGGUCAUUAGACGCCACAAAUUAAUAUUCCCAGUUUAUGAUGUGAUAGGGCUCCAUUAAAGGUGUUUUGUUAUUUACCCAGCACGUCAACAUCACAAAGAGCUGCUGAAUUAACGGCCCCUGUGAGUCACUAUAUGGGCCACAAGAUGGAAACACUUAAUAAUCAGGGAGGAUGUUGAUGAGAGGAAAAAGAUGUCGGUCAACUGUUUAAACUUUUGUUUUUAUUUUUUUAGUGUGAUAAACCAACACGUGAAAACACAUUUUCCUCUGACAGAGAACAUUUUAAACUUUUUUACCUUCUUAUAAAGAACCGUCAUUGGUGUUCACAGUCCAACAUUUCAAAAGUCCACCCACCCAGAGCUGCCAUGUGAUAACGUCAGGUUACCUUGAGAGCCAAAUAAUGAAACGGAAGCACGUUGAAUUGUAUUCAGCUUCUGUGAGGAUAAAGAGGGAGUGUACCAGCUGCUCACAUAAGAAUGUUUACACAGACUUAGCCAGUGGUAAACUCACUUCUGUUAACUCAAAGAACACCAGCCCUGUCUCUGCACUGGAAAUGUAAGUAUUGAGGUCAGACUGUAGUGGUGUAGUAGUAAGAGGAGCUUAUUUUAAAUGAAUGUAUUGGUGAUACUCUUACAAAGGUUGUAAGAAAUGAGCCCCAUAAUGUGCUUUAAAUAAAUUCCUGGUCACAGUUAGCAACAGCUUAAGUGCACUGAGAGGAGGACGACCUGAUAACUUAUAUGCCUUCAUUCAUUUUAAUAACAUGAGUUAUACCUAUUUAGUGUGUUUGGGUAAACCAAUAUAGGUUGGUACAGAUAUUUUUAGAUAUUGAUUGACGUUGCCAGUAUUUUGUGCCUGUAAUCUAUAAAUUUGACCAUUUAAAUGUGGACCAUUCACAUGCCCAGAAAGAAAGGGUUAUUCUUCACAGCAGUGGUUCCCAACUGGUGGAGCAUGUAAAAAAUACACUUUAUUUUGUAGUACAGUGAAUUUCCAGUAUAUAGCUUUUAUUUUGAAGUGUCAUAUCCUGCUGUAGAGUUAUUGACUAAUGGACAGCUACUUGACAGAGACAGCAAACUAGCUCGACCAAACGUUAGUGUGACGCUGAAUAUAUUAAACAGUGUGGACCUGAAACUAAAGGCUCGAGAAAUGUGGACCUCGUUGCUGGACCAGUUGGGAACCACUGUUUUACAGGAUGGGAAAUAUAGAAAAAGUGUUUCAAUAGUUUCAUUUACUUCUGAAACCCAGAUAUGAAUAAACAUGAAAAAAAAACAAGUAAAUUUGAUGGAGAUUUAAUAAAGGAACAGUGUGUAAGAUUAUAGGGGAUUUAGUGGCAUCUGGUGGUGAGGAUUGCACAUUACAAUCAGCUGAAACUUCUCCUGGUUAGAAAUCCUAAAGCGUUCAUUGUUCAGGAGGUUUUUAUUACGAGCCGAAUUAUCUGCAGAGAUCCCAUCCUCUCCAAACCAAACUGACCAUCUGAUUAAAACCAGUAAAAACACUGAAUAAAGCAGUUUCACAUUAUAAAUCAGUGAUUCUCUGAUGCUGUUUGGUUUAUCACAGACGAGCUGUGAGCCCAGCGCCUGCAUCUGUGAGCUCACCUUUUUUCUCUGAUAACUUAAGAGCCAGACAUUCAGGAGGUUUUUUACCAGGAUCCAAAUUAUCUGCAGGGGUCUCUUCCUCUCCAGAACAAAUAAACUGCGUGACUAAAACCAGUAAAAUCACUGAAUACUGAAGUUUCUUGUCACAGUGGGGCUGCCAAAUACAGUGGCUGAUGUGAAAACCCAAAUGGCCCUAUCAAGAGCCAGUGUAUGGUUUCUCCAUUAUGGGCUACUGUAGAAACAUGGCAGUGCAACACGGCAAUAUCUGUGGAUGAGGAUCAGCUCCCUAUGUAGAUAUAAAUGGCUCAUCCUGAGGAAACAAAUUCGAUCACCUCAUACAGUUGCGUAGUGGCCACUCUCUGGUUCCCCACUGGUUAACACAUUUAGCUCUGUCAGCACUGUUGCUGUUGUUAGCAGUAAUUAUGAAGUUAGCUCUGUUAGCUGUUAGCCUCUGGCUCAGCUGAAAACUGUGUCCAGACUAUUCAUAGUCUCUGAAUUUCUAAAUAAAGGAUGCUCCUUAAUCACCAUACAGACAGACAGCAAGCCCUUUUGCCCUUUUAACAUUUCAGGUAAUUAUACUAAAGAAAACAUACUUAUUAUGUUAUAUUCCAUUUGCAUCAAUAUAUCCCCCGAAAUCCUACACGCUGUACCUUCAUGGUAAAGGAAGAAACUUAAAUUCUGUGUUCAUUUUAAGGGUAGUAUCAGACAGAUUUGACAAACUCAGUUGGGUUUUAUUUCUGUACUUUCAAGUACAAAAAUCAGUUAAAGUCUUGAAGUUCAGC